This is a messenger RNA of Austrofundulus limnaeus, 1488 nucleotides long. It is a transcript of the gene ech1, whose product is annotated as enoyl CoA hydratase 1, peroxisomal. The record is from RefSeq and is a predicted model, not a curated record. Lineage: Eukaryota; Metazoa; Chordata; Actinopteri; Cyprinodontiformes; Rivulidae. Gene Ontology annotation, cellular component: mitochondrion. Gene Ontology annotation, molecular function: delta(3,5)-delta(2,4)-dienoyl-CoA isomerase activity.
GGUGAUGUUGUCCUUAAUUAUCAAGUCGGCUAUCCCCAGAUACCUGAGGUUUCAGCUGCCUGCUCAGGCUCUCAUCAGAACCAUGUCGACCUCAGAUGGACCCCCCUCUUCGCCCUACACCACGCUGGCCAUCAGUCGCCCCGCAGAGUCCAUCACACACGUCCAACUCCACAGGCCGGAGAAACUCAACGCCAUGAACAAAGCUUUCUGGAGAGAGAUGGUGGAGUGCUUUAAUGAGAUCUCUGAGGACAAAGACUGCAGGGUGGUGGUCGUUUCUGGAGCAGGGAAAACCUUCACGGCCGGUCUGGACUUGAUGGACAUGGCGGGUGACGUGCUCCAGCCGGAAGGCGAGGACGCGGCCAGGAUCGCCUGGAACUUGAGAAGAACCGUCACCAAGUAUCAAGAAACCUUCUCCGUCAUAGAGAAGUGUCCGAAGCCCGUAGUGGUGGCUGUUCAUGGCGCCUGCAUCGGAGGAGGAGUCGAUCUGAUUACAGCCUGCGACAUUCGCCUCUGCAGCCAGGACGCCUGGUUUCAGGUUAAAGAAGUGGAUAUCGGACUCGCAGCAGACGUCGGAACCCUUCAAAGACUUCCCAAAGUGAUCGGCAGCCGCAGUCUGGUGAACGAGCUCGCUCUGACAGCCAGGAAAAUGUACGCCGAUGAAGCCAAGAGCAGCGGGUUGGUCAGCCGGGUGUUUGCAGACCAGGAGGCCCUGAUGGCCGGAGCCCUGGAGGUGGCGGGGGAGAUCGCAGCUCGCAGUCCUGUGGCCGUGCAGGGAACCAAACUGAACCUGAUCUACUCCAGAGACCACAGCGUAGCUGAGGGGCUGCACUACAUGGCGGCGUGGAACAUGAGCAUGCUUCAGACUCAGGAUGUGAUGAAGUCAGCUCAGGCUGCCAUGGAGAAGAAGAGUCCCAAGACGGUGACGUUCUCCAAACUGUGAGCUCUGCUGCAGGAGAGUUGAACAGUUUGUUUUUUAAACUCUCUGUCUGCAGAGGAAACCUUUUCAGUUUUUACUGAGCUGCUGCCAAAACUAACAUCUGUUGAGUACUUUCUGUGUCUCAGUGAUUUGUUUAAAAGCUUCUGAAACAGAAUUUAAAGGAUUUCAUUUUGUUUAGAUGAUUUUUUUUUCUGCUGCAAUGAUGGUUUGAUUAAAACAAAACAAAAGAUUACCAUAAUGCCAUUUCUAUAAACAACUAUCUUCAUGAAUGUGUUUUUUUAAGUUUUGAAAGUUAAAUAUUCAGCUCUUUAGAAUAAAUUAAUUUUCAGACGAAACUGUUCAUAAAAUGGUUUAUUGAUGUAAAAUCUACAAAUAAAUUAACAUAAAUUAAAACACUAAAAGAAUCAAAGAUUGUCUUCAUGUCACCGAGUCUGUUUGGCACGAAGCUUCUGUAACGUUUUCUGUGGAGAUUAAAAAAAAUUAAAAGUUGAUGAGCAGCAGUUUGACACCUGCAGAAUGUUUUUUUUAAAUAAAAACCUUGUGGAACUCUU